Molecule: messenger RNA, 2234 nt
Organism: Adelges cooleyi (spruce gall adelgid)
Lineage: Eukaryota; Metazoa; Arthropoda; Insecta; Hemiptera; Adelgidae
Exons: 2
Coding region: 155-1012 (285 amino acids)
Biological process (GO): regulation of DNA-templated transcription
Cellular component (GO): nucleus
Source: RefSeq, a predicted model, not a curated record
CAUACCGCGGUCCUUGGUCGCAGCACGUGUACCGGGAACACCGUACGAGUGUAUCGCCGGCUUUGUCGACUGGCACAAGUGUUCCGUCGUCGUUCCCGUCGCCGUUCCCGCUGCAACCGUUGAUCGCCGCCAAUCGACAACGACCAACUUGUGGAUGAAUACAGAUUUCAAUCAGUUCAGGAUGACCAUGGACGUCCAUCGGACCGUGACGUCAUCGCCAUCGUACUCGCCCAGUGAACUGCAGAUGACGUCUUUGCCGCCGCAGAGGCCACAGAAACGCAGUUUUGACGUAGCGUUCCUGAUGGCGCCUGACGAUCUCAGCAAGCGCAGACAAAGGCCCGUUCACGUGGCCUCCGCGGUCAACUAUUCGCCGGCCCGUUCCGCGUUCACCAAAGUCGUGUCGCCAGAUCCGGGCGCGCUGUCGCCCACGUCUUCGUCGUCGUCGCCGCCCAUCGUCACGCCGCCGCCCAUCGAACUGGGAUACCACCAAGACAGCCUGAGCCCGCCGCCGUCACUGCCGCCGCCUCUGCCGCAGCCACAUUUUAUGACGCCGUUCCCGAUGGGCUUCCGGACGCCGCCGUUCAUGAUGUUGCCGCCGCGGCCGCAGCCCAAGGACAACGGCGGUUAUCCGGCACAGCCGUCGCCGCUGCAAUUCGGGGCCGCCGCCGCUCUGCCCGCCAUGCUUUUGCCCGCCUCCAUAGCCGCGGCCGCUUUGACGUUGCCGUCGCAAAACGUGUGCGCCAAGUGCAACGUCAGCUUCCGCAUGACCUCCGACCUGGUGUACCACAUGCGGUCGCACCACAAGGGAGACGGAGCCGGAAACGGCGGCGGCAGCGCUGCGGGCGGCGCGGCGGACGCCAAGAAGCGACGGGACAUGGACAAGCUCCGGUGUCCGGUGUGCGACGAGAGCUUCCGGGAACGGCAUCACCUGACCAGACACAUGACCGCGCACCAAGACAAGGAGGGCGAUCGGCUGGACGACGAGGACGAUCAUCAGCAGGGCGCCAAAUGACGCAAGGCGACCGCGGGUAGAAGACGCCAUUCGUACCGCGAGGAUCAUCAGUCGCUUCGUCCGCAUCACCAUCAUCAUCACCAUAUCUAGUCGUCACAUCUUUAUACAGUAUUAUUAUCCAUACCUUAUUAUUGUUUUGUAAGAUAAUAUAUUAUAUAAUACCUAUAUUCUUAUGUUCUUGAUCUUUUCCAUUACAUUAUUAUGACCACAAUUAGGUAGCAACUGAAAUGGAGUAGUUUUUUAAAGCGCACACAUUAAUAACAAUCAAGUAUUGCCCCGUAGUUUGUUUAUUAUAUUAUCUUAUAUCGAUUCGAUUUAACAUACAAUUUUGAACUUAUAUCGUGUACGGUCGCAUCUUGUUAUUGAAGAAAAUACCGUUUACCUACUUUGCAUAACACGUUUAGGUAAAUAAUGCCGUUUGUUAAAUUAAGGUGUGAAAUUUUUUUGGCAAUUCGAUGCGAUUCGAGUUGCAAAUUAUAAUAUAAAAAUGCUGGAUUUUCAAUAAUUUUUAUUCGUUCUCUGGUUUUCAUAUAAAUUAAUUACAAUCGAAAUUCGAACCGAGCCGGUAAUGUUUUUUUAUUUAUUAUUAUUUUUUGCACGCGCCUGCAAACUCCGUUUGACCCUCUAAUCCGCAAACAAGGGUGAUGACCGUCGGACGGGGUGGCGGAAUAGGGGUAGGUCGGGUGGCGACAAAAAUGACAAAUGUCCUUACAAAUCAUACAUAUUAUAUAAAUGCACACGCGAGCAAUAAUUAACCGUGUAGCCACUACCGAAAGAGGGAUGCGGAUGGGAUUUAAUUCUGUAAUGGGGUCCGAUAAAUAGAUUAAAAUGCCCCUUUCGUCCAAAUCAUAUUGUAUCAUCCGUUGUAUUUUAAAAUUAAAUGGCCCGAAAUCAAACGAUAACGUUUUAAUAAUUUUAACAGUCCAAAAAAAUAUAUUAUAAUAAUAAAUAUUGUACAGAAUCCGCGUUACCAUUGUAGUGAAACCUCGUGCGAACUGUGUAAUAUUCUAUGAACAAUUAGAAAUGUACACUGUAUACUCAAUCUUGAUUAAAAUUUACCAUACUAUAGAGGUGUUUAUUGCGUAGCCGUAGAUAAUAGGUAUAAAUUUUAACGAGUGUGUGUUAAUAUACAUAUAUAUAACCAUUUACUUGAUAAAAAUUGUAGUUGUCUUUAACUAUUUCAUUAAUAAGAUGGUAAGAAGUAUAUUAUAGUUUUGUGUAA